Toxorhynchites rutilus septentrionalis is the source of this 1455-nucleotide messenger RNA. RefSeq lists its product as uncharacterized. The transcript has a single exon. The record is from RefSeq and is a predicted model, not a curated record. Lineage: Eukaryota; Metazoa; Arthropoda; Insecta; Diptera; Culicidae. Bases 1 to 1455 code for a protein of 484 amino acids.
AUGGUGAAAGCAAAUCUUAACACCGAUGACGAACUCUCUGUGUUUAAACUUAUCGCGAAAGACAAGGACAUAAGCACCCUCUCAUUUGUGUCCUUUAAAGUUGGGCUUGACCCAUCGUUGAAAACGAAGGCUUUGGAUUCAGAAACUUGGCCUGAAGGAGUUUUAUUCAGGGAGUUUGAAGACUUCGGAUCACAAAAAUUUUCUGAAAUCACCUCGCCCUACAUACCGUCAAGUAGUCGGUCAUUUCCCGUCGUUACGGCACGUGAGCCGUUCUCAGUAUAUUACCAGAACGUUAGAGGUUUGCGUACAAAAAUUGCUCAGCUGCGUAUAGUGCUGUCAAGCUGUGACUACGACGUAAUCGUGUUCACUGAAACAUGGCUUAAGGAUGAUAUCGAAAGCUGUGAAAUAUCGUCGGAUUAUGUUCUAUUCCGCUGUGAUCGCAACGAACUGACCAGUCAGUAUUCGCGGGGUGGUGGAGUACUGAUAGCCGUCAAAAACUGCAUUAAAUGCGAAACUGUUGUAAUGACUAGUUGUGAAGAGCUCGAACAAAUCGCAGUCUGUAUAAAAUUACAGCAUCGUUCACUGUACGUAAUCGCUAUUUAUCUCCCACCAAACUCGAGCACCAAUUUAUGUAGGGCUCAUGCAAAUGCGGUACGACACGUUGUUGAUCACCUUUCGGAGUCGGACAUAAUCUUGUCAAUUGGUGACUUCAAUCUUCCAAACUUACGAUGGCAUCAUGAUGAGGACAUCAAUGGAUACAUUCCUUCAAACGAUCUAGAUGAAACCGAGUUAAACUUUACACAAGCCAUGUUUGUGAAUGGCUUGAGGCAGAUUAAUAGUUAUGUCAACACCAAUGAAAGACUUCUGGACCUAGUAUUUACCAAUCUCCCUGAGUAUCUGGACAUACUUUUACCAUCUUCUCCGUUGCUACCUAUUGAUAACCACCACACUCCUUUCGUUUUACUACUUGACGAGAAUGACACACCAACAUUAUUUGACGAUCAAGAAAAAAGUGUGAAAUAUGACUAUUCAACUUGUGAUUUUGGACUAUUGAAUUCUGUUCUUGCGGAUAUUGAAUGGGAGAAUCUAAUGAACACGAAUACAGUAGACCAGAUGCUAUCUGUUUUUUACGAAUUUCUUUUCGAUGUUAUCAGUCGCAUUGUACCGCAAAAAAGACAAGUAUCUGGUUCCAUCUUCAACAAACCUUGGUGGACACCCGAGCUUCGCAAACUUCGAAACAAUCUCCGUAAAAUGCGCAACCGAUAUUUCCAGACAAAAAAUCAAACUGAUAGAGCCAGACUUCGCGAUUUUGAGUCAGAGUACAAAACUGUUCUUCUUGCAAGUCACGACAACUAUUUGAACAAAAUUCAGGCCACAGUCAAAAAGGAUCCUUCACGGUACUGGAAUUUCGUCAAGCAGAGGAAAGAAAAACACACAGUAUCCCUGCCACGCUGA